UCUUAAAAAAAACUGAUAAAUAUGAAUAGAUUGUAAUUCCAGGAUAUACUAAAUGAAACUGCUCUGAAUAAUCGACACUAGUUCAUUAAACAGUGAUCGAGGCAACAGUUUUCUUGAUUACAGAAAAUUAGGCCAGAAGAAUUACGACGUUGGACUCAUCAGUUUAUAAUCGAAACAAACAUCGAAGACAAUGAUAGAAACAUGUUCGAAAAAAUGCAUGUUGUUAGGAACAGUAUCUUUAGGAAUAUUGACUCUCGUAAUCCUAAUUUUGGAAUCGCACUUGGCUGACACAUUAUCUGGAAGUAGUAGAAUGAAGAAUAAAACAUUUCCUUCUGAAAAUAAUUCUACUUGCUGGAUGCACCAGCCUUAUAAAAUUAUCAAUGAAUGCCAUCCUUGUUCAGAGUUUGAAAUCAGAAGUAAAAGCAUAGGAGUUUGCAUUCAUACAAGCUUUAAGGAAAUUUUGAAAUGCGAAAAUGGUGAAACGGUAACCAGAAGCUGUGAUCGUGUUGCAUAUUUAGAAGAGAGAGCAUUUUGGAAAUUCACCAUUUGGUCAUUUGUGUUGGGGACAAUCUCCUCUAUAGCUGUUAUGUUACGGAUGCGAGUUUUGAACCAUAGAGCUAAGAGAAGAGCAAGACAAGUGCUGGCUAAUGGAUCAUUAUAAAACAAACUUCAAGUCAGAUUAGAAUACUAUAUUUUCAAAUGAAAUCAAACUCAAUUUCCUGAUACUGAAUUGUUUAAUAUAAAUGACGACAUCCCCUAUACAUGUGA
Papilio polytes (common Mormon) is the source of this 768-nucleotide messenger RNA. RefSeq names its product protein JTB (gene JTBR). Gene Ontology annotation, cellular component: cytoplasm; centrosome; membrane. The record is from RefSeq and is a predicted model, not a curated record. The transcript has 4 exons. The coding region runs from base 191 to 661 and encodes 156 amino acids. Gene Ontology annotation, biological process: mitotic cytokinesis. NCBI's taxonomy places the organism in Eukaryota, Metazoa, Arthropoda, Insecta, Lepidoptera, Papilionidae.